Molecule: messenger RNA, 324 nt
Organism: Dibothriocephalus latus
Lineage: Eukaryota; Metazoa; Platyhelminthes; Cestoda; Diphyllobothriidea; Diphyllobothriidae
Source: the annotation of a GenBank genome assembly
AUGAAUACCCCGAUUUACCUUAACGAUGUUUGUUACCGUCGCUUUCGCGGUCUGUUGGGACUGCCUGCACUAAACAACAACAGUUUCCCACGUGGUGAUGACAAGGGCGAACACGUCCUCUCCAUGCUACUACACGGGGAUGCCUCCUUCUGCGGCCAGGGCGUGGUCUACGAGACCAUGCAUCUCAGUGACCUGCCUUCCUACACUACUCACGGCUCCAUCCACAUGGUCGUGAACAACCAGGUAAAAACCUUCAUGCCUUCGUCUGUCGCCCCCUCCUCGAUCCCUCAUACAGCAUCGAAUAAUUCAGGGCUAUUUGCCUAG